AUGUCAUCGUCACCAUCCUCCGCGGCGCUUCGCUUCUGCGCUAACAUCAGCUGGCUGUUCACCGAGCUGCCAGACUUCCCGCAACGGAUGCACGCAGCCGCCGCUGCUGGCUUUCGAGCGGUGGAGGCGGCCUGGCUCUACGAUGCCGACCUGCAGGAGCUCCGACGGGCCAAAGACGACCACGACCUGGAGGUCGUCCUCAUCAACACGCCGCCCGGUGACGUCACGGCGGGCGAGUUGGGCUUGGCGGCGGUACCUGGAAGAGAAGAAGACUUCAAACGAGGACUGGAUCAGGCCAUUGAGUACGCGCGAGCUCUGGACUGCAAAAGGAUCCAUUUGAUGGCCGGCCGAAUUCCGGCGGGAGCGGAUGGCGGCAAGGCGGUCAUCCAGGAGAUGGAGGAGGUGUUCGUACGGAACCUCAACUACGCUGCCAAAAUGCUCUCCAAGGAAGGAAUGACCGGCUUGAUCGAGCCCAUCAACACACGGCUGACGGACGCUCGAUAUUUCCUGUCGUCGCCUCACGAUGCCGCCACCAUCUUGGGGAAAGUUGCCAAGGACAACAUCAAACUGCAAAUGGAUGUUUUCCACUGGCAAAUUAUGGAUGGGAACCUGACGCAAAACAUGCGGCGAUAUCUGCCGCUGCUGGGUCACGUUCAGGUGGCUCAGGUCCCCGGCAGAAAUGAGCCGGACAGCGCCGGCGAGAUCAACUACGACUACGUCUUUUCCACGCUGGAGACGCUCGGCUACCGAGGCUACGUCGGCUGCGAAUAUAAGCCGCGAGGAAAGACGCAGGACGGUUUGGGUUGGCUCCAACAUUACUGGACACGCAGGAAAUGAGGCUACACGGCAAAGCGCUAAAUAUCACCAAAAAAAAAAAAAGAAAA
Hippocampus zosterae (dwarf seahorse) is the source of this 884-nucleotide messenger RNA. It is a transcript of the gene hyi, whose product is annotated as hydroxypyruvate isomerase. Gene Ontology annotation, molecular function: hydroxypyruvate isomerase activity. The transcript has 8 exons. Lineage: Eukaryota; Metazoa; Chordata; Actinopteri; Syngnathiformes; Syngnathidae. Bases 1 to 837 code for a protein of 278 amino acids. The record is from RefSeq and is a predicted model, not a curated record. Gene Ontology annotation, biological process: glyoxylate metabolic process.